Molecule: messenger RNA, 1101 nt
Organism: Meloidogyne enterolobii
Lineage: Eukaryota; Metazoa; Nematoda; Chromadorea; Rhabditida; Meloidogynidae
Source: the annotation of a GenBank genome assembly
AUGGUUGGAUAUUUGAUAGGCUUUUUGGAAAGUGUUGGGGAGAUAAAAAGAAUAACUUGUAUAGGUGCUGGUUAUGUUGGUGGACCUACCAGUGCUAUGAUAGCCUUUAAAUGCUCUGAUAUAACAGUUACUGUAGUUGAUAUGAAUCAAGAGAAAAUAGACCAGUGGAAUUCUGAUAAUUUACCGAUAUAUGAGCCAGGUCUAGACGAAUUAAUAAACACUUGUCGAGGUCGAAAUUUAUUCUUUUCUAACGAUAUCCCCGCUGCGAUUCAAAGCGCUCAACUUAUUUUUAUUUCUGUCAACACUCCAACAAAGACUUAUGGGAGAGGAAAAGGAAUGGCUCCUGAUCUUUGUUAUAUGGAAUCUGUUUCGAGAACUAUAGCAGAGCAUGCAAACGGCCCAAAAAUUGUUGUUGAAAAGUCCACUGUUCCCGUUAAAGCUGCUGAAAGUAUUCGAUAUAUUUUACGGGAAGCAGAAAAAUUGGACACCAAACGUCUUUCCUUUCAAGUUCUUUCUAACCCUGAAUUCCUCGCUGAAGGAACUGCAAUGCAAGACCUGGCUAACCCUGACAGUAUUUAUGAGCGUUGGGUACCUCGUGAACGUGUAAUUACAAUGAAUACUUGGUCGUCAGAGCUUUCAAAAUUGGCUUCAAACGCUUUCCUGGCUCAACGCAUUUCAAGCAUAAAUUCAAUCUCAGCAAUUUGUGAGGCAACUGGUGCUGACGUAGGUGAAGUAGCCAAUGCCGUAGGAAAAGAUCAACGAAUUGGGGAUCGUUUUUUAAAUGCAAGUGUUGGUUUUGGUGGAAGUUGUUUUCAAAAAGACGUUUUGUCGUUAGUUUAUCUUUGUGAAGUUCUUCAUCUUAAACAAGUUGCUAAUUAUUGGAUGAAUGUAAUUGAUAUGAAUGAAUGGCAAAGACGUCGUUUUUCCGAUAAAAUAAUUGCAGAAUUAUUUAAUACAAUUACUGACAAGAAAAUUGCAAUUUUUGGUUUUGCUUUUAAAAAGAAUACUGGAGAUACUAGGCAAAUUUUUGAAAAAAAAUUUUUAAGUAGAAAAAAUUUUCAGAGGGUCCCCAGCAAUUUAUGUAACAAAACAUUUAAUUGA